CUUUUAGUUUCACUUUUCUCCUUUAUAAAUGUCGUUGCUAAAGUACCUCUCGUUUAGCUGCCUUAGCAGAAAAUAUUUGCUAAUGUUCUGUACUGCCAGAAAAUUGGAGGGGUAAAGUCCAUGUGCAAGAAGGGAUAAAUUAGUGGAUCCAGAUUCAGGACUGAGGAAGCCUAGUGCCCUUAACUUUCCUCUCAACUACUUUCUUCCCAAAGCAGAAGGAUUCCUGCUCCAGACAUAAGAGUACUGUGGAAAUGGCCUCAGAAAUCAACAUGCCAGGCCCAGUGUGCCUCAUCGAGAACUCUGAUCAGGAGUUGGUGGCCAACCAGGAAGCACUGGACAUCCUGUACUUUAUCAAGCAGCCUGUGGUGGUGGUAGCAAUCGUUGGCUCUUAUCGCACAGGAAAAUCCUACCUGAUGAACAAACUGGCUGGGAAGCAGAAAGGCUUCUCUUUGGGCUCCACAGAGCCGUCUCACACCAAAGGGAUCUGGAUGUGGUGUGUGCCUCAUCCUCAGAAACCAGGACACACUCUAGUUCUGCUGGAUACUGAGGGUCUUGGAGAUGUAGCGAAGGAAGACAACGAGAAUGACUGCUGGAUCUUUGCCUUGGCGGUCCUCCUCAGCAGCACCUUAAUCUACAACAGCCUAGAAGCCAUAAACCAGGAGGCCAUGGACCAAUUGCACUAUGUGACAGAGCUGGCUGAUCGAAUCAAAUCAAAGUCAACACCUGAGCAGUGCGGCAUAGAUGACUCAGCUAACUUUGUGAGCUUCUUUCCAAACUUUGUGUGGACUCUGAGGGAUUUCUCCCUGGAGCUGGAAGAUAAUGGAAAGCCUGUCUCUCCUGAUGAGUACCUGGAGAAUUCAUUGGCUCUGAAAAAAGAAACUGAUAAGACACCUAAAAAUUUAAAUGAUUCUCGGCUAUGCAUCAGGAAGUUCUUUCCAAAGAGGAAGUGCUUCGUCUUUGUCAGGCCUGCUCAGAAGAAGUAUCUUUCCAAACUAGAGACAAUUCCAGAGGAAGAUCUGAGUGAAGAAUUUGUAAAACAAGUUAGAGAAUUCACCUCAUACAUCUUCAGCUCUGCCAAUGUCAAGAUUCUGUCUGGUGGCAUCAUAGUCAAUGGGACACUUCUACAGAGCCUGGUAGCGACCUAUGUCAAUGCCAUCCGCAGUGGAGAACUACCCUGCGUGGAGAAUGCUGUUCUGGCUUUGGCCCAGAAAGAAAACUCAGCUGCAGUGCAAAAGGCCAUUGAGUACUAUGAAGACCAGGUGAACCAUAAGAUUCAGCUGCCUAUGGAAACCCUCCAGGAGCUGCUGGACUUGCUCAGGCCUAUUGAGAACAAGGCCAUUGAGAUCUUCAUGAAGAAUUCUUUCAAGGAUGUAGACCAAAAGUUCCAGAGGCAAUUAAACGACCUUCUAGAAGCCAGGCGAGAUGCAGUUGUUAAGAAAAACAUGGAUGUGUCAUCAGCUCAUUGCUCAGAUUUGCUGCAGGAUGUCUUUGGUCCCCUGGAAGAAGAAAUGAAACAGGGAACAUUUUCUAAACCAGGAGGUUACUAUUUAUUUCUUCAAAGGAAACAAGCGCUGGAGAAAAAUUAUAACCAGGCUCCUGGAAAGGGGCUUCAGGCUGAAAAGAUGCUGAAAAUGUACUUUGAGUCCAAGAAGAGUGUCACUGAAACACUUCUAAAGAUGGAUCAGUCACUCACAGAAAAGGAAAAGAAGAUUGAAGAGGAACGUAUAAAGGCUGAAGCUGCUGAGGCUGCAAACAGAGAACUGAAAGAAAUGCAAAAGAAGCAUCAGUUGAUGAUGGAAGAAAAGAAAAAGAGUUACAGGGAGCAUAUGAAGCAGCUGACUGAGAAGAUGCUGCAGGAGCAGGAACAGUUCAUUGCAGAGCAACAAAACCUUUUAUUCCCUAAAGUUAAGGCUUCAGGGUUGUUAAUAAAACAGUGUGUGAGCACUGAAGACCCUAGUUGCUUCAAUAUGUUUCCGUCUCUUGUAUUGGACACUAAACUUUUAGAAGAUGCACUAAAUUACUUGAAUGCCUGCCCUAAUUCUGAAUCUGGUAAUGACCUAAUUCUGAAUCUGGUAAACUUCGUUUUUUUUUUUUUUUUGCCAGUUUUAUCACUUUGUUGCAUGUGUUUGAUAGUCUACAGCACACAGAUCAGAGAUGAGGCAAGAAAGAGGGAAGCUAGCGUUGAUUUUACAGAAAAUUGUGCUUUCCAUGAGCCAAGAAAUCUGAGAAUUGGUAUCAGAGUUGUGGGUCACAGGUGUUUUAGAAACUGGUAGACAACUUUUCUAAAGCUGGAGAAAGCACAGGAAUUUUAUUGCCAUAUGAGGAGACGGGGGUAGAAAAUAUAGAAGUCGAUGAAGGAAACAAUUGUGGGAAAAAUUCAAAAUUCCCCCAGGGUUUAGUAUAACUUCCAAAGGAGAGCUUAUGAGACACAUGAGGA
Myodes glareolus (Bank vole) is the source of this 2437-nucleotide messenger RNA. NCBI's taxonomy places the organism in Eukaryota, Metazoa, Chordata, Mammalia, Rodentia, Cricetidae. The record is from RefSeq and is a predicted model, not a curated record.